Molecule: messenger RNA, 2452 nt
Organism: Phlebotomus papatasi
Lineage: Eukaryota; Metazoa; Arthropoda; Insecta; Diptera; Psychodidae
Product: membrane-bound alkaline phosphatase-like
Exons: 2
Coding region: 723-2333 (536 amino acids)
Biological process (GO): dephosphorylation
Molecular function (GO): alkaline phosphatase activity
Source: RefSeq, a predicted model, not a curated record
AAGAAAAAAUCCCUGUCCAACUUGUAUCACUUUACCCUAGAUCUUGGAUUUAUGAAACGUCUCUUACUCAAACUUUAAAAGUCCCUUAAACAUCUUUCUUAAAUACGCCAUAUGACCAUUAACUAAAUGAUCGCGUAAUCCUCAGCAACAAAAAGCUUUACAGAGCCUUGAUAAUUUAAUCAUCUCCAACAAAUUUAUACUUGAUAAAUCGAAGUUAUUUAUGACACAAUCUAAUCUAAUCUAAUCUUGGGGUUUUCUUGUAUUAGCAAUACUUGUUAGAAAUAUUUCAAUUGCUCAUCUACUGUUUACGUUUACAAACAAGCCUUCGUAUUCUGCAAUCACCUCGAUUAAAGUUAUUUUGGUUGCACAAUUUCUUCUUUCAGUUCUCUCAAAAAAACUAUAAGCUUUAUCAAGAAAAGAGAAGGUUUUUCAGAAAUUUUUGAGGAUUUCUUAAAUUUUACACAUUGAUCCAUCAUUUUUGAUCUCGCUUUCUUCAACAUCUUGCGAUGUUAAUCAAGGAUUGAGCAACAGAAAAUACCCGAUAGCAAGCAGUAGGUUUGGAGGAAAACAUUUUUUUGAACGUUAUCGAAGAAAAUGUUUUAAUCUCUGUUUGAUUGCCCAAAAUCACCCAAAGUUGUACCCCAACUGGUUUUUCUGCUCAUUUGAACAGUAGCAGUUUGGAGAGUGUGAACAACGUUGAACUGAUAAAGCCGCAGUAUAAGAUGUACUCGCGUUUCUUGUUGAUUCUUUGGCUUGCAUUAGCUGCUAAUGCUGCAUCUGUGAAGAGGAAUUCGAACUGUGCUAAAGAUCCAUUGAACCCGGAUUGUGAUGAUAGAAGACACCAUCCAAGAUUACCAGAAGACGGAAUAAAAGAAAUCGAUGAUGAGCUGGUUCCUGAACAAAGCCAGGAUUACUGGCUUGACAUAGCCAAGUCCUUUGUCUCGGAUCAGAUUAAAAGGACCCAUAAUACGAAAAGAGCAAAGAAUGUGAUAUAUUUCUUGGGUGAUGGCAUGGGAAUUUCCACAAUAACAGCAACAAGAUUGCUUCUUGGAGGGGAAGAGAAGAAACUUUCUUUUGAAAAAUUCCCCUACACUGGUUCCUCGAUGACCUACUGCCUUAAUCGUCCAGUUCCCGAUUCAGCAAGCACUUCAACAGCAUAUCUUACCGGAGUGAAGGGUAACUACGGAACCGUUGGUGUGAAUGGAAAAGUCCCGAGGUAUGAUUGCUUAGCAGGACUUGAUCCGGAAACUCAUACAACGUCACUGGCUAAAUUAGCCCAGAUGCAGGGGAAGUCAACGGGUUUUGUGACAAAUACUCGUGUCACUCAUGCUUCUCCAGCUGGCCUGUUCGGUCACGCCUCGAAUCGUGGCUUUGAAGAUGAUCGGGAGAUUCGCGGACGUGGCUGUGAUCCUGAACUGAUGGAUGAUCUGACUGAACAACUUGUUCAUGGAGAUGUUGGACGGAAUUUUAAGGUGAUUAUGGGUGGAGGACGUCGUCAUUUUCGAAAUGAAACGGUGAGUGAUGAAGAGGGUAGAAGUGGUAGACGAAGAGACUCGAGAGAUUUGGUACAAGAAUGGCUCGAUGAUCCCAUCAAAUCGAACAAGGAGUACGUUUGGAACCGAGAGCAAUUAUUGGCAAUAGAUCCAGAAAAGACAGAUCAUAUUUUGGGUCUCUUUGAACAUACACACAUGCUGUAUCAUCUGGAAGCUAUUGAUAGGAAUCGUACUGAUACUGAACCCACAAUCGGAGAAAUGACUUUGAAAGCUCUUGAGAUUCUCAAAAAGGACCCUAAUGGCUUCUUCCUCUUUGUCGAAGGGGGUCGAAUUGACUUGGCUCACCAUAGUAACAGGGCUAGAGCUGCUUUUGAUGAGACGCUGGAAUUUCACAAGACUAUUGAAAUGGCUAGGAAGAUGUUCAGCGAAGAAGAUACACUUAUUGUGGUAACAGCAGAUCAUAGUCAUGUUAAUUCCUACGCAGGCUAUCCCAAUCGUAAGCAGGACAUCUUCAGCUAUACUGGAAAUGCCAACGACGGAAAGCCUUACUUCACUAUUAGCUAUGCUAACGGACCACAUUACGGAGAUCACGUUGUUGCAGACCUGGGCAGAGUAGAUCCUAGCACCAUGAAUACGAACGCCUGGAACUUUGGUUUUCCCAGCAUGGCUCCUAUGGAUACGGAAACCCAUGGAGGAGAAGAUGUUCCUGUGUACGCUUCAGGACCCUGGGCUCAUUUGUUCACUGGAACAUACGAGCAGAACGUCAUUCCUCAUUUAGUGGCCUUUGCUGCAGAUUACAUUGAAGAUGGAUGGCUGUCAAAAGCCGAUCUUGGAUUGUAAAUCAUCUUUAUUUUUGGGGAAAUCACUUGAUUUACUGCAUCACACUUCGAUCUGUUCAUAAUCAUUGUUUGCGCAUUUGUAUUGAUUCAAAAAUAAAAUGUACGUCUUUUGAAAAGAAA